Molecule: messenger RNA, 6739 nt
Organism: Doryrhamphus excisus (bluestripe pipefish)
Lineage: Eukaryota; Metazoa; Chordata; Actinopteri; Syngnathiformes; Syngnathidae
Gene: abca5
Product: ATP-binding cassette, sub-family A (ABC1), member 5
Biological process (GO): lipid transport; transmembrane transport
Cellular component (GO): intracellular membrane-bounded organelle; membrane
Molecular function (GO): lipid carrier activity; ATP hydrolysis activity; ATP binding
Source: RefSeq, a predicted model, not a curated record
AAGCGCUUGCUUCAUACCAUUGGUCCAUGUUGUCGUCAGUCAUACGAACAUCAGCACAGAUUGGCUGACGUCACAUUUUCAGAGGCGUUCACGUUUGAUAGCAGGAAGUAGAGACGCACGAAAUGGGAAAUAAUUUGUAAUGUAAAACAAAUAAACCACAAACAACAAGCGUAGAGCCAUGUCCUCAUAUACGUCAUACCUGAGGUAAACAGUGGUGACACCACCACUCAUCGGAACAUCAUGGACGCCAGGCAUGCUGGGAAUCUGCAGUCCGUUCACACCAGAAAUGCUGCGGUGUGGCAGCAAACACGCAGCCUUCUUUACAAGAACCUGCUCAUCAAAUGGAGGACCAAACAACAGAGUUUGCAGGAAGUGAUCCUCCCGCUGCUCCUGUUGGCUCUCCUGAUCCUCAUCAGCACCCACAACCCUCAUGUGUCGUAUGGUGGUAUCGGCACCAUGGAGCUGGAGCGGGAAGAUUACAUCUUCAAGGGCCUGGGCUACACGCCAAUCACCAACAUCACAAACCAUAUCAUGGAGGAGGUGGCCCAGGAGAUGCACAUGGACCGUUUGGAGAUGUUUGCCAGCGAGGAGGACCUGGAGAAUGCCAGCCUGUAUGAGCGUUCCAGCUACGUCGGCGUGGUGUUCACAGACGCUUCGGCCACCUCGUACAGGCUACGCUUCCCGUACAACCAGCUGCCCCAGCCCAGCGACUACACCGAGUCCAUUGCCAAUUGUUUCACCAGCUCAGUCAACUGCAGGGCGGCUAAUUACUGGUACUCUGGUUUCAUCCGCCUCCAGUCGCUGAUCGAUGCCGCCAUCAUCCAGAUGCAGACCAAGCGUGCCGUGUGGAGCGAGAUGGACCUGAAGGUGGUCAUGAUGGGCCAGCCAGGGUCUGUGGAGGUGCAGAAGUUCCCCCACGCCCUCAUAUCCAUCUACCUGGUUCUGGCCUUCACCCCCUUUGUCACUUUCCUCAUUGUGAACGUGGCGGCCGAGAAGGAGCACCGCCUCAAAGACACCAUGACCAUGAUGGGGCUGUAUGACUCCGCCUUCUGGAUGUCAUGGGGCCUCCUGUAUGCUGCUCUGAUGACCGCCAUGUCCGUCCUGAUGUCCGUCAUCGCCACGUACACGGCGCUUUUCCCAAACAGUGACUUCUUUAUCAUCUUUUCCCUCAUCUUUCUCUACGGGAUAUCUUCUAUCUUUUUCUCCUUCAUGCUGACGCCGUUAUUCAAGAAGCCAAAGUUUGCCAGCACGGUGGGCUCCAUGUUGACGGUGGUCUUUGGAUGUCUGUCGCUUUUUACAGUCCUCAUGAAGGACUUCCCUCAGCCGCUGGUCUGGAUCCUCUGCCUGCUCUCUCCCACUGCCUUCUCCAUCGGCAUCGCACAGGUGGUGUAUCUGGAGGCCCAAGGAGAUGGAGCUGUGUCCUCCUCCUUGUCCAACGGCCCUCAUCCGCUCUACGUGCCGCUGCUCAUGCUGGUUCUGGACUGCAUCCUUUACCUGCUCCUGGCCAUCUACUUGGACCAGGUGCUCCCAGGCCAGUUCAGAAUGAGGAGGUCCUUGCUCUACUUCCUGAAACCGUCCUACUGGUCCAAGCGCAGCAAGCGCUACGUGGAAGUCAGCUCCGUGUACGACGUGGAGGCCAAUGGCGCUCCUAGCUCGGGCGAGUCCGUCGAGCCCAUUUCGCCAGAGUUCCGAGGGAAAGAGGCCAUUCGCAUCAGCAACAUCAGCAAGGUCUACAAGGAAAAGGACAACAGCGUGGAGGCUCUCAGAGGUCUGAGCUUUGAUAUUUACGAGGGCCAGAUUACGGCUCUGCUGGGCCACAGCGGCGCCGGGAAGUCCACUCUCAUGAACAUCCUCUGCGGCAUCUGCCCCCCCACCGACGGCUCGGCCUCCAUUUAUGGCUCCCCUGUAGCCGAGAUUGCGGACGGGCCAGAGAUGAAGCAGCUGGUGGGAGUUUGCCCGCAGUUCAACAUCAUAUUCGAUGUGCUCACCGUGGCGGAGCACCUGAGGAUAUUUGCCGCCAUUAAAGGGAUCCCGACUGCAGACAUCGACGCCGAGGUCACCAAAGUGCUGAAGGAUCUGGACUUGGAGAAGAUCAUGACGGCUCAAGCCAAGAAUCUCAGUGGAGGCCAGAAGAGGAAGCUCUCUGUCGGCAUCGCCAUUCUGGGAGACCCUAAGAUCCUGCUCCUGGACGAGCCCACGGCAGGCAUGGACCCCUGCUCCAGGCAUCAGGUCUGGUCUCUCCUGAAGAGCCGCAGGGCUGGCCGGGUCAUUGUCCUCAGCACGCACUACAUGGACGAGGCGGACAUCCUCGCUGAUCGUAAAGCGGUCAUCUCCCAAGGCCAGCUGAAGUGCGUCGGCUCGUCCAUGUACCUCAAGAUCAAAUGUGGCGUGGGAUAUCAUCUCAGGAUGUCCGUCAGUGACCGCUGCCAUGCUGAGAAGAUCUCGUCACUGGUGGAGCAGCACGUUCCCAAGGCAAAGCUAGCUCGGCAGCACGAGGCGGAGCUGACGUUCACGCUGCCUUUUGACAGCAUGGAUGCUUUUGCAGCUUUGUUCUCAGACCUCGACUCCCAGCCGAGCCUGGGCCUCAUCAACUAUGGCGUUUCCAUGACAACACUGGAGGAUGUCUUUCUGCGUUUGGAGGCGGAGGCAGAGGUGGACCAAACAGACUACACCGUCUUCAACCGGGAGCCAACCGAGGACGAUGGCGACGGCGUCCUGUCAGACGACACGGACCAGCGUCUGCUGACAUUCUCCGACUCGUCGGACGUGGUGUCGGGUCACGCCCUGUGGCGCCAGCAGUUCAGCACGGUGGCGUGGCUGCACAUGCUCAACAUGUGGCGCGAGAGGAAGGCCUUCAUUUAUACCCUGACCCUGUUCCUGGUGUUUGUUGCCGCCGUGCUCGUCCUGUCUUUGACCACAGGAAACAUCCAGAUCCACUCACCCGGCCGCCAGUUCCUGCCCAUCUACCUCCUCCGGAGGAACCAGUCCCCCCACAGAUACACCACCAGCCUCCUCGUUCAGAACUCAUCAGACUCCGAUAUUUCUGACCUCAUCCAUAACCUGGAAUCCCAGGACAUUAAAGUGGAAGUGAUGAGGCACGCCGACUACAUGGCAGCCGCCCCCCACAGCGCCGCCAUUAACGUCACAGGAUCCAACAAGGGCUUCAGGUACAGCGUGGCCUUCAACAGCACCACGGUCCACUCCUUACCCAUGGCCGUGAAUAUUCUCAGCAACGCGCUGCUGAGAGGUCUCAACGGUACCGGACGCAUCAGAACUUGGACCAAACCAUUUGACUAUCAAAUCCCCGAGUCUACGUCCUACGUGCUGGUCUUCAUAGAGGCCAUCUUGCUGGGAAUGCUGGCGGCUGGCAUGCCGGCCUAUUUCGCCAUGGACCACACUCGAGACCGAGAGCUCAAGUGCCGCUCCACACUGCGCAUCUCCGGGUUGCUACCGUCAGCCUACUGGUGCGGCCAAGCAGCCGUGGACAUGCCCUUCUUCUACCUCGUCCUGUCCUGCAUGACCACUGUCCUCUUCUCCUUCCACACCGGAAACCUGCUCACCUCCGGCAACCUUGGUGCCGUGGUCCUGUGUACUGUUGGCUUUGCUCCGGCCGUGAUCCUCUUCACGUACGUCUUCUCUUUCGGCUUCACCCGCGUCCAGAGCAACAAGGAUUUCUUCUCCGUCAUCUCCAUGAUGGUGUGUGUGGUGUCGGCCUCGCUGGUUCACCUGCCGCUUGUGAGCGACAGCCCCGCCGUCACCCGAGCUCUGCACAACGCCUUGUGUGUCUUGAACCCGCUCUACCCGCUCAUGGGCUGCCUCAGCUGCAUCACCAAGGCCACCUUCCUCCCUUCGUACUAUGACGAGAACUUCCUGUGGAACAAUCUGCUCGUUGCUGUUUUAGCACCUUACCUCCAGUGCACCCUGCUGAUGUUUGUGCUCCGCUGCCUGGAGGCCCGUCACGGUGGCAGGAACAUGAAAAAGGAUCAGCUGUGCAGGAUCUCGUGCAAGGCCAAGCCCAAAGCGGAGCGCAACCCAGAGGAGGGGCUGAACGAGGACGAGGACGUCCAGAUGGAGAAGGCCCGGGUGAAGGAGGCUCUCAGCCGGACGUCGUGUGAGGAGAAGCCGCUGGUGGUUGUGAGUAACUUGAGGAAGAAGUACAAGAAUCGUAGAGAAGAUGUCUCCCUCAACGAGAGCGGGAGGGUGGCCACCAAGAACGUGUCCUUCUGUGUUCGUAAAGGUGAGGUUCUUGGACUGCUGGGCCCCAACGGCUCAGGAAAGAGCACCAUCAUGCACAUGCUGUCCGGAGACCUGGACCCCACGGCAGGACAGGUGCUGAUGGGAGAUUUUGGGUCGGCGGACGCCCCAUUGGAGCAUGUGGGCUACUGUCCCCAGUUGAACGCUCUGUGGCCCAGGAUCACGCUGCAGGAACACCUAGAGAUCUACGCCGCCAUUAAAGGACUGAGAGGACAGGAUGUGCCCGGGAUCAUCAAACGUGUGGUGAACGCCCUGGAGAUGAAGGAGCACGUGCACAAACAAACCAAGAGUCUGUCAGGAGGACUGAAGAGAAAACUGUGCUUUGCGUUGAGCAUGAUCGGGAACCCUCAGAUCGUCCUACUGGACGAGCCGUCAUCGGGGAUGGACCCUAAAUCCAAACAGCGCAUGUGGAGAGCCAUCCGUGCUGCGUUUAAGAACCGUCAGCGCGGCGCCGUCCUCACCACGCACUACAUGGAGGAGGCGGAGGCCGUGUGCGACCGUGUUGCUAUUGUGGUCUCGGGCCAGCUGAGAUGCAUCAGCUCCAUCCAGCACCUGAAGGGCAAGUACGGUCGAGGGUACAGUCUGGAGGUCAAGCUCAGGGAGGGGCUGACGGGGCUCCAACAGGUGGCGCUGUUGCACAAAGAGAUACUCCGGAUCUUCCCCCAUGCCUCGCGACAGGAGAGCUUUGCUACGACGAUGGUGUAUAAAAUCCCCAUGGGGGACGUCAAAUCCCUGGCCACGUCCUUCUCCGAGUUGGAGCGCGCAAAGCAAAGCUUCAACUUUGAGGAGUACAACUUCUCGCAGUCCACUCUGGAGCAGGUCUUCAUGGACUUCGCCAAGGAGCAGGAGAACGAGGACGACGACGUGGGAUCGCUCAGCACGACCUUCCAGUGGCGGCGGCUACCCCCGGACGCUUCGCUUCGUGCCAACCACGGUGACAGCAUCGUGCAUCAGCUGUGACGUCCACCUCAGAGGAAAGUGUGUGUGUGUGUGUGUGUGUGGUGUCAUUAACGGUCAUGUGUUAAUAAUAACAGGUCAUGUGACAUCGCUGUGGAGGUUGUGGUCACAUUUUUAAAGAAGGUGAACAAAAGCGACGCGUCCACGAUGCUACCAAAGUGGCACACGUGCUCCAGACAUUCGUGUUGGCAGAACUUGCUUAUCUUGGGAGCCCCCCCCCCCCCCCCCCCCCACCCACCCACCCACUCCAUUUGUCACCAGCAUGCACAUGCGGACGGACGUCAGAUGAUUAUUGGCCGCCCUCCAUCCUCCCUCCCUCCCUCCCUCCCGACCAGAACCUGUCGCUCGGGGGACUGUAGAGUCGAAUAUGCACGCAGUACAUGUAGCACACGUGUGCAAGGACACACGCCUCCCAACACGGGAGAGGCGGAGCUUAGCUCUUGUCACUUUUUAUGGAUUUAUACUCAUGAAUGUGAGCUCCACUGGGGGGGUGGGGCUUGUGUCGUUCAUUCUUGUCACAUAGUGUUUGUGUGUGUGUGUGUGUGUGUGUGUGUGUGUGUGUGUGUGUAUAUACACACACCUUUGUUUUAAUAUACCAAUUGCGUCAGCAUUAUUUAACGUACAAUUGGUGCAUCAGCAAAUCAGUCAAUUGUAAUUUUUCUUGAUGUUCAGGCGGUGAAAGGGAAUUUUAAAAAAAUCGGAACGUGAGGUCGCGGUGGACUUGAAAAUGAAGCAGGGAGCUCAUGUUUACCUAGCAACAGUGAUGAAGUCAUUUUCUUUUGUUGCCUUUUCUCCGACCGUGUUUGUUCACGUCUGUCUGUGGGAUCAUCUUGUGGGACUCCAUCCUGCCAAGAAAAUGAAAAAUAUAUAUUUCUUUUUUCAUGACCUGAAAUUAACAACCUGAACUGCCUUCCACUCUCGGUUUUCAGUUUUUAAAGACACGCACAGGCUCCAGGGGGGCGUCCUAAAAUGACUUUUGAUAAGAAUUACAAUUCAUCAAGAUGCAAAACACGCUGAUUCGACGUCGCCUGUAAUGAUCACGCACGGUGUUUUGUGGCUGUCAAAAACUUGAUUUAAUACUUUUUUUUUGCACACAUGUAGCCUUGCUUCCUCAGGCGGGGGGGACAAGACGGACACCAGCCGUGUGUUGUUGGGAUGUCAUGUUGCUAUGAUAAGUGUCUUUUUACAGUAUUAUAUUUCUUUUCCCAAGUGCAAUGAAGGCUUUUCUUGAAGCAAUCCUUGUGUGUUUAUUAGUCCACAUGUAGCCACCGAGCAUCACCCACUCAUCCAACCAAAAUGUAGAAAGUGGAGCAUUCCCACAUUUUUGGCAAGAAACGGGAGCAGGACUUAUUUGGUGCUGGUAAAAUUGCACUACUUCCUGGAAGUUUUAUAAUCUUUAUAAUAUGCAACUUUUGAAAGACACUGUGCUCUCAAUUUACUGUUUAUUUGUGUGUUGUAUUUUGCCCUCUGUAUUGCCACAAAGUCUGAAUGGACCUUUUCAUGAAUAAAUAUUCAUUCUAAUUGUUUG